AUGACGAAACGCCGUGUCUGGGUUCUCUGUCCUGAAUCAGAGGAAGAGUAUCGACUCUGGUUUGAAGGUGUUGAAGGAGCGAUUGUGUCGUGUGGUUCAGGCAAUAUCAUUGAACGAAAGCUUCCUAAUGUACGGAAGUAUUAUAUGAAAGGCAUCACCACGUACCGCAUUCUGUAUUUUCUCUUUCUGAUCCUAAGUGUCGUCGAGAUCUUUGGCUUGGUCUUUUGGUUUGUUGUGGGGACGCAGCCUUGCGAUUCGAGCAAUCGGACACUGGCUUGUGAAGAAGUGUAUAACAAUACACCCGAUGACCUCAACUGCCUUGCUGAUCCUAUGAGCGGUUGGUUUACACCACCUGACUGGUAUCUGCUGCUGGCUGGUGUGGAUGACGUAGCCUGCUUCCACAACCCGCCUCUCGCACAAUGGGUGGCGUUUUUUGCCCUUAUUGUUGCUGAACUGGUGUCCAUUGUGCUUGGCGAGACUGGUGUGUGUCGUAAAUGCAACACAAAUAACAACAAUGGCGAAUCAAACAUGUCAAUUUUGCACACAUACUCGGACGAUGUGCGCGAUAAUGCUGUUGGCUUUGUACAGACCCCGCAAUAUUUCCGUGACUGUGUGCAGCUGCAAAUUGGUGAUCCGCUUGGCCACCGUAACGCUGCAUUUUACGAUGCAAUCCAGACGGGCCAGGAUGGAUACGAUUGUGCAUCUUUUGCUGGCACCAAUGCUUUGGUUCGUCGUGAAGCGUUAGAUUCGAUCGGCGGUAUCCAGUACGGCACAUUGACAGAGGAUUGCUAUACUGGCGAGCGUCUUGUGUCGAUGGGCUGGAAAGCGCUGUAUUUUCGAAAGGAUUUUGAAGGGGAAGCUCAUGAGCGUGUUCGUUUGGCGGAAGGAGCCAUUCCUGACUCAGUGGCUGGCGCCAUGGCACAACGCAAGCGUUGGGCUAAGGGCAACUUUCAGACGCUUUUGAUGAAAAAGAACAAGAACGUAGCUGAUCCGGAGUGGAAACGUCCGCACGUGGAUAUUCCGAAGUAUCGCAAGCCGAAUAACUUCAUGCGUCGUGUGUUUUACUUGAACUCGACAUUGUACCCGAUUGACUCGAUCUCGGUGAUUCUACUGUACUACGUCACUUUGUACUUCCUGUAUACGGGCUACGCUCCGAUUUUCGUGAACGGUUUGCGCGUACUUGUGGCCCUAGUGCCUAAACUCAUUGUGCAAGGUUUGCUGUCGGCUUUGAGCACGCGCGGUGUUGAAAACAACGAUGUUGUGCGAUCGCAAGAGACAAGAUUUGUAUACGCGUUCACCAAUUUUACCGCAAUGCUUGGCGCCAUCGUGUGGAAGUUUACAGGUCGCAAGUCGAAGUGGCUCAAUAAGCGUGAUGCUAGGCGCGGAUCGCUGGCCGAACUGCCAAAUGUGCUGGUGUUUUCCGGUGCUGUUUUUGGUAUUAUCUGGGCCAUGGUGCGCUUUAUGGUGACAUACUACAACCGCGUGUUCUCGCACGGCGACUCCAUGCUGUGCGCUGCUGUUCUCAUGGGUUUUUAUAUCGCAUACAACUUGGGUCCCAGCGCCUCAUGUUCAUUGCACUAUGGGUUCAAGUGGAGAAGCCCGUUUCUGGCUAGAAUACACUAUGGUAAUGAAAAUGCUUGUGUGCGUCAAGGGGUUGCUGGGAACAUGGCUCAGCAGACAAUGCCUCUUUUUGAUCAAUUCUCCGAGUUCAUCGGGCAGCCUGCGCGCGUGCAGCUACAGGAUGGUACAUUCACAGACGGCGUGGUAUAUUGUAUCGACCCUGAAACAGACCACGUAGCACUUCUUUGUCCCUCAGACGAUAAAGUGCUAGGCAAUACCGUCAAAAUUGUGUUGGCUCACAACGUUCGAGGAAUCGAAAAGUUGGUGGAAGAAAGCACUGAUCUUCCCACACUUGCUGCACUUAAGAGUGCGCUUGCAAAGGACCUUGAGCACCAGAAUGGAAAAGAUAUUGCUACCAUUGAGCAGCGUCGGGAACAGCUAAGCCAGUUCUUAACAAAGAGCUUUGUUUCAUACGAAAUAAUGGCAGAUGGUAGCAUUUGCGUCUUUGGAGGCGCUGCAACAAUACGCAAGCCAUUUCGUACUGUCGAGUGCUCUAAUGAGCAACUUUUACGACGAAUGGAGCAGCUGCUGGACCAAUUCAACCAGGACCAGGCCGACGCUUCAAUGUUUUCAGUGUAA
Peronospora belbahrii is the source of this 2199-nucleotide messenger RNA. Lineage: Eukaryota; Oomycota; Peronosporomycetes; Peronosporales; Peronosporaceae. The record is from the annotation of a GenBank genome assembly.